Didymella exigua CBS 183.55 is the source of this 903-nucleotide messenger RNA. RefSeq lists its product as uncharacterized. Lineage: Eukaryota; Fungi; Ascomycota; Dothideomycetes; Pleosporales; Didymellaceae. The record is from RefSeq and is a predicted model, not a curated record. The transcript has 3 exons. The coding region runs from base 207 to 740 and encodes 177 amino acids.
ACUUCAAGAAGCCCAAGCAGAAUGAUCAGUACGGCGGAUACAAUGGCCACUGAGUGAUGCUGCCGGUUUUCAAUUGUUUGCUUCUCGGGGUUUCAGCAUGUCAACAUCUCGGCGUCUUGGAGACCUCACAAUGUGUAUGGAUAUGACCAUCACGACUUUCGCAUAACGAUCUGGGAGAGGUUAUUGCUACACGGCGUUUAGAAUAAAUGACAGCCACGAUUGAUCCCCCACAACAAAAGUUGCCCUCAGCCUCACUAUAUCGCAUACAAAUGAGCCACUUCAUAAUACACAUAUCGCACGGUCAGCAUCGAAACGACUUACCGUCACCAACGAAACAGACGUUCUUGCAAGGGUACCCGCACUACGAUCGACUGACCAUGACGCCGCGCCCAUUGUUGCCAUCUCAGGUGACAAUCGAAACCGUCUCGUGCAGCGCAAAAACUGCCACCGAAGCUCACGUUAGUCACAUGCUCCCCAUCGUGGUUAACCCGCUGAGCCGUUUAUUGUGCCGCCCUCACCAUCACCACCAAACACAACAACUUUGUUUCGAUAACAACGCACAAUCCCUGUCAAAAUCGAACUACGGUGUUGUCCUAUCGCCGAAUGAAGAGUGGCAAGCGAAGUACAACCAUGUACGAACUUUAAGGACAUGUCAACACGUCAAUCUACCUGACGUGGCGAACGGAGGCGAACGUGACAGGUACCUCAUGUCGAAACAGCGGUUCUCAAUCCACCAAUGACCUCCACAAGUCAGUGGUGAGAGCGCGGAAACAAGACACGGAUAAGACUUUUUUCUUUUAGGCGGUCUCAAACGCACACAGCGCGCGUUAUUCACGGGAAAACCCACUACUGGGGCUAUGCCACUGCCGCCGCCAGAGCCGAUUGAAAGGCGUACGUGUCGCC